Molecule: messenger RNA, 2746 nt
Organism: Daucus carota subsp. sativus
Lineage: Eukaryota; Viridiplantae; Streptophyta; Magnoliopsida; Apiales; Apiaceae
Product: G-type lectin S-receptor-like serine/threonine-protein kinase At2g19130
Exons: 1
Coding region: 10-2451 (813 amino acids)
Biological process (GO): protein phosphorylation; recognition of pollen
Molecular function (GO): ATP binding; protein serine/threonine kinase activity
Source: RefSeq, a predicted model, not a curated record
GCAAGUUUCAUGUACUGGCUAAUAGCUAUGGAUGCUAAACAAAAUCUUUUCUUUGUGCCAAUAUUGCUUCUCUUAUGUUUCUCUACAACUUUUCAUUUCUCUUCUGGAGCCGAUAGCAUCUCAACCUAUGGCUCUCUCUCGGGCGACAAAACCAUCAUCUCUUCGGGAGGAAACUUUCAACUUGGUUUCUUUAAGCCUAGCAACUUUUCUAAGUACUACAUUGGCAUAUGGUUCAAAAAAGUUUCUGCUCAGACUGUAGUGUGGGUAGCAAACCGAGAGAGGCCCGUCACUGAUAAGUAUUCUUCAGAGCUAAAAGUUGUUGAUGGUAACUUGGUGCUGUAUGAGAAGGGUAUCGAAAUUUGGUCCACAGAUACAAAAUUGAAGUCCUCCAGUGUAGUAGCAGUACUACUUGAUGAAGGAAAUUUAGUUCUGAGAAACGGAUCAUCAAAUACAACAGUUUGGCAAAGCUGGGAUUAUCCAUCGGAUACAUGGUUGCCUGGUGCUAACCUUGGUUAUGACAAGCGUGCAAACAGGACGCAGGUUCUUACAUCAUGGAAGAACUCUGAAGACCCUGCUCAUGGUUCGUACACUUAUGAACUUGACCCGAUUGGAAAUCAAUAUUUGCUCAGGCGGAAUAGGUCCCAGGAGAUAUGGAAUAGCGGAGCUUGGGAUGGGCAGAUAUUUACUAAUGUCCCCGAAAUGGCCAUAAGGUUUUUGUUCAACUUUACCUACAUAUCCAAUGCUACUGGGGAUUAUUUUAUAUAUCUUCUGGUGAAUAGUUCCUCAUAUAUCACUAGAUUUGUGAUGGAUUAUAAUGGGCAAAUAAAGCAAUUCUCAUGGUUGGCUGAUGAAGAGAAGUGGUCCUUAAUUUGGGCUGAGCCGAAAACACAGUGCAAAGUUAAUGCUUAUUGUGGAGCUAAUGGUGUCUGCAAUGAUAUGUCCUCUCCUUUCUGUAACUGUUUGCCUGGAUUCAAGAGCAGGUUUCAGAAAAGCUGGACUUCGGGAGAUUAUUCCGGUGGCUGUAAGAGAAUUAUGGAAUUGGAGUGUGAUAAAGCAAACACUACCCGCAGGAAAGCAGAUAUCUUUCAAAAAUAUACUUGCAUGAAAUGGCCUGAUAAUCGUCAAGCUAUCUCAACUGAGAAUGCGGCUGGCUGCAAAUCCAACUGUUUAAGCAAUAUUUCUUGCACAGCAUAUGCUUAUUAUGAGAAUUCCUGUUCCACUUGGGAUGGGGACCUCUUUAAUAUGCAGCAGCUAUCUGUAAAUGACACCAAUUGCAGAGUCAUCUUUAUUAGACUUCAUUCAUCUGACUCUUCAAACAAUAAUGAGGGGAUUAUUUCUGGUAUUGUUGGAGGGUCAAUUGCAAUUGUACUCGUCUUUUCAGGCCUUCUAUUGAUUGUAAUCAGACGACAUAAAUCAAGGAAAGCUACUAAGAUUGAAAGAGGUGCAGAAGGUACAAUGGUGGCAUUUGGUUACAAGGAUUUGCAAACUGCGACCAAGAAUUUCUCUGAAAUGUUGGGGAAGGGAGGCUUUGGAUCAGUUUAUAAGGGAACAUUGCCCGAUUCAACAGUCAUAGCAGUGAAGAAGCUGGAAGGCGUCAGCCAAGGGGAGAAACAAUUCCGCAAUGAAAUCAGCACAAUUGGUAACAUUCAACAUGUAAAUCUGGUGCAUCUUCGUGGUUUCUGUUCUGAAGGUAACAAGAAGUUGUUAGUGUACGAGUAUGCAUCCAAUGGAUCAUUAGAUUCUCAUCUUUUCAACCCCAAAAAGGAUGAGAGUCUAUUACCCUGGACAACAAGGUAUGAAAUUGCAUUAGGGACAGCCAGAGGACUGGUGUAUCUGCACGAGAAAUGCAGGGACUGUAUCAUACAUUGUGAUAUAAAACCCGAAAACAUUCUUCUGGAUUCUUACAUGUGUCCCAAAGUUGCAGAUUUUGGGCUAGCAAAGUUGGUCGGUCGUAAUUUUAGUAGGGUUUUGACAACAAUGAGAGGAACUCGAGGCUACCUUGCUCCUGAAUGGAUAUCUGGCGGAGCCAUAACAGCAAAAGCAGAUGUGUAUAGCUUCGGAAUGAUGUUGUUUGAGUUUGUGUCAGGUAGGCGAAAUUCUGAGCAAACUAGAGAUGGGAAGGUUAACUUCUUUCCGGCAAUUGCUGCAAAUGUGAUAAUGGGCCGGGGCGACAUCCUUACUAUAUUAGACCCCAAUUUAAACCAGGUUGCUGAUGUAGAAGAAGUAACCAACAUAUGUAGAGUAGCUUGUUGGUGCAUACAAGAGAAUGAACAUGUUAGGCCAACAAUGAGCCAGAUAGUUCAAAUUCUUGAAGGGUUUUUGGAAGUGGACAUGCCUCCAGAUUCACGAGGACUUCAAGUCUUUAUUGACAAUGAAGAUGAUAUUGUUUUCUUCACUGAUAAGUCCUCCUCCUCAAGUUUGCAUAUACAGAGCAAUCCUACACGGGGUUGAUCAUUUGUUGAAGAGCAUUACAACAAAAAGAGAUAAGGUCCUAGUAUAAUGUGGUUCGGAGCGUUGUAUUGUUACUAAUUCCGUGGGCAUACUUAUAUGUUUAAGUUUAAACCAUUUGACAGAAUGGAACUGCAUUAUAUAUGUGCGAGUCAUGCUUAUUACAACCCCGAAGUUUUGUGUUGCAUGGCAUCUGUGUCAUAGUAGAUAUUAGCUGCAAAAAUAAAAGGGUUUAAGUAUUGAAUUCUACAGUUGUUCAUAAGAAAGAGAAAUUCAAACAGGUGCUUUGAAUCCCUUU